Molecule: messenger RNA, 504 nt
Organism: Penicillium arizonense
Lineage: Eukaryota; Fungi; Ascomycota; Eurotiomycetes; Eurotiales; Aspergillaceae
Exons: 4
Coding region: 1-504 (167 amino acids)
Biological process (GO): pyrimidine nucleobase biosynthetic process; CTP biosynthetic process
Cellular component (GO): cytoplasm; cytoophidium
Molecular function (GO): identical protein binding; CTP synthase activity
Source: RefSeq, a predicted model, not a curated record
AUGGAUUACGUUGUGGUUUCAGUCAUCUCUGGCGUGGGCAAAGGCAUCAUUGCUUCUAGCGUGGGCCUGCCCAUCCGGAGCAUGGCCCUCAAGCUCACCGAUAUCAAGAUCGAACCUACCAUCAAUCUUGAUACAUGGCGAAAGCUUGUUACCGAUGACGGCGGCGAAACGGACCUUGACCUGAGCAGCUACGAACGAUACCUCAUGACGACGCUUCACCCAGAUUCUGGGUACCUUGUCAUUGUUUCCAUGUCCGAAUUUGACAAUAUCAUCGACAAUGGACUGCUUGGAGCCAUGAGGGACAUGCUCGAACGUAUCAAGAAUAAGCCCCAAGGCAACAGAUAUGCCAACAAAUACGUGUCACAGGCGUACCCGAAGUCUCUCAGUACAUACGCGGAAUCCUUCCAGACUUGCCCCUACGCCAUUAAGAAUGUCCGCAAUGUCCCCAAAGAAGUGGUUGGUAUUCUUAUGGAUUUGCCAGAACUCGCGAAGUACAUGGACUAA